Corylus avellana is the source of this 1349-nucleotide messenger RNA. RefSeq lists its product as uncharacterized. NCBI's taxonomy places the organism in Eukaryota, Viridiplantae, Streptophyta, Magnoliopsida, Fagales, Betulaceae. The record is from RefSeq and is a predicted model, not a curated record.
CAAUAGCCUAUCAGAAAUUCAUAGCCUUUUCAAGCUCCAUCAGAAGAUUCGAAGAGGAAGAAGAAUAGGUAGACUACGCUACCACUACUUCCAUUUCUACUUCAAUAUUUUAUUCCUCUUCCUCUAGAAGCCAUUCCCAUCAACCGCCCCGAGAAUCUCUCUGUUUUUCUCUCUUUGUCAGCUGCUUAUUUAUAUGCCCAAUUCUUCGGUUCUCUCUCUCUCAAUCACCAAACUAGAAGAAAUUGUUUCUUAAUUCUUUACUAUCCAAAUCCCAUCGCCUUCUCAUGGAGUACUUGCAAGAUCCGUAUGAGGCAGAGGAAGCGCUCUCUCUCUGUGAUCUUCCCAUCUACAGCGACGACACAGCAUCCAACUGGGAUGACUACACAAAAGAAGAACAGCGCUUGUCCUCCGACAACGAUUUCUUCGAGUUCUUCAGCGAGGACUUCGCCGCCGCCGCCACCGCCGCCUCUACAGCGAACAACCACAUCAUCUUCUGCGGGAAACUCAUCCCAUACAGAGAAACCCAGAGCCGCGAAAUAAGCAGCGGCGACACGAAGCAAAAUCAAAAGAAGAGAGAUGGCUUUCUUCGGCGGAAAUCACUCUCUUUCAACAAGAAAAAGUCGAAGGCGGAGGAAAAGGGGUCGAGCGCUUUGGCAUUGCCAUCGUCAAAAGGGUAUGUUUAUGCCGCCAAAAACAGUGACUUUUCCGUUGGGAAAGUUUCGUUGCUUCCACCUUCGACGAAGUCGAGGUGGUACUUGUUCCUGUUUGGGAUGGCGGGGCUUCCGACGGAGAUGGAGCUGACAGAUAUUAGGACAAGACAGAGCCGGAUGAAGAGCCAGCCGUCGACGAUGUCUCAGUCGUCGUUUGAAUGCGAUGAAAUGGUUAAAGGUGUCGGCGACAAUGCGAGGAGGAGUAGAGGGAAGGGGCUGUGGAGGCUGCUAAGGAUGUUGGGGUGCAGUAGUACUCACCAAACAAACGCCGUCGUAAAAGCUUCCGCCGCAGGUUGCGUUCCGCACGUGUGACGAUCGAGAAGCCAGAGUUUGACGAAUGUUGUAAGAAAUUGAUGAGAUCAGCGACAGACAAGGAGGCUUUUGUGUCUGAAAUCUGAACAAACAAGCAGGCCAGGAUUAGGAAGAUAGAAGAAGAAGAAGAAAGUAGGGUUUGGGUGGCGAAUCAUAGGAUAUACAGUUUUGAGUGGGCUUCCCAUGAUUUGUACGGUUGUACCCUUGUGAGGAAAUCUAAUACAUUUUUAGAAACAUGUUUAAUUAGCAGAAAAAAAUAAUCUAAUGUAUGAGUUUGAGAAGACAGAUUCCUAUUCUAUUAUUUAUUCACUUCUAACUUUCUAGCCA